Molecule: messenger RNA, 2686 nt
Organism: Pseudoliparis swirei
Lineage: Eukaryota; Metazoa; Chordata; Actinopteri; Perciformes; Liparidae
Gene: yars1
Product: tyrosyl-tRNA synthetase 1
Exons: 14
Coding region: 542-2140 (532 amino acids)
Biological process (GO): tyrosyl-tRNA aminoacylation
Molecular function (GO): ATP binding; tRNA binding; tyrosine-tRNA ligase activity
Source: RefSeq, a predicted model, not a curated record
CCGUUGCGGCUUCACGGCGAACCGGGAAUGCGUUUAGAAGACCCGGAGACGGAGAGUUGCAGUUGUAGUUUAAAAACCCCGUGACGUCAGUUAGCUGCACAUGGGUUCGCUGCUAGCUCGGUUAGCUCGUUCAUUCAACACCAGCGGGACGUUAAAGGAGAGCCGGGGCCGCGAACUUCAAGAUAAUAUCCUCAUAUAAUGUCUUGACGUUGACUGAAUGACCUGUAGAAUAAACUGUGGGUUUGAGAGUGAAACAUAUUGGACGUGUUGUGCCGUCUAUACACGUAUUACAUUGAGAUAUACGUCCUGUUCAGAAUCAGAAUCAGAAUCAGAAACAGUUUUAUUGCCAGGAAUGUUUACACAAACGAGGAAUUUUUUUUGGCGGUAGGUGCAACAUUUGGACGUCUACGUUGCCUUUUCGGUGGCUAACUCACUGGGAUGUGGAUCAGAACCGACAGCCUACAGGCUGGAUCAGAACCUUUUGGACCUGGUCCUGGUCUUCGGGUGAAUUCGGCUUACAGGAAAUAAAAGACUCUGCAUCAUGGCCGAUCAGCUGAGUCCAGAUGAGAAGUUCCAGCUCAUAACGAGGAACCUCCAGGAGGUGCUCGGGGAGGAGAAGCUGAAGCAGGUCCUCCAGGAGAGGGAGCUGAAGGUGUACUGGGGCACGGCGACCACCGGGAGGCCCCACAUCGCCUACUUCGUCCCCAUGUCCAAGAUCGCCGACUUCCUGAAGGCCGGAUGUGAGGUCACCAUCCUCUUUGCCGACCUUCACGCCUUCCUGGACAACAUGAAGGCCCCCUGGGAGCUGCUGGCGCUCCGGGUUCAGUUCUACGAGCAGGUGAUCAAGGCCAUGCUGGAGAGCAUCGGCGUUCCCCUGGAGAAGCUCAAGUUCGUCAAGGGGACCGACUUCCAGCUCAGCAGGGAGUACACUCUGGACAUGUACCGCCUCUCCUCCAUGGUGACGGAGCACGACGCGAAGAAGGCCGGAGCCGAGGUGGUGAAACAGGUGGAGCAUCCCAUGCUGAGCGGCCUGCUCUACCCGGGCCUGCAGGCUCUGGACGAGGAGUACCUGAAGGUGGACGCCCAGUUCGGAGGAGUCGACCAAAGGAAGAUUUUCACUCUGGCGGAGAAGUACUUGCCGUCUCUCGGCUACGCCAAGCGCUCCCACCUCAUGAACCCGAUGGUUCCCGGGCUGACGGGGGCCAAGAUGAGCUCCUCGGAGGAAGACUCAAAGAUCGAUCUGGUGGACUCCGCUGCGGAGGUGAAGAAGAAGCUGAAGAAGGCUUUCUGUGAGCCGGGCAACAUCCAGAACAACGGAGUCCUCUCCUUCGUCAAGUCGGUGGCGUUCCCUCUCGACGGAGAGUUCUGCAUCAAAAGAGACGCCAAGAUGGGCGGAGACAAAAUCUACACGGCGUUUGAGGAGCUGGAGAAGGACUUUGCCGAGGAGGCGGUCCACCCCGGGGACCUGAAGGCCUCCGUGGAGGUGGCGCUGAACAAACUGCUGCAGCCAAUCAGGAAGAAGUUCGAGUCGCCGGAGCUCCGCAAGCUCAGCAACGCCGCCUACCCCUCAACGACCAAAGGAGGAAAGGGUGCCAAAGCAGCAGCAGGAGGAGGAGGAGGAGGAGGAGAGGAAGACGAGCUGGCCCCCUCCAGAGUGGACAUCAGGGUGGGCAGGAUCAUCAGUGUGGGGAAGCAUCCGGACGCCGACUCUCUGUACCUGGAGAAGAUCGACGUGGGCGAGCCGGAGCCGAGGACGGUGGUCAGCGGGCUGGUGGCGUUCGUUUCCCAGGAGGCCUUGCAGGACCGGCUGGUGCUGGUGCUGUGCAACCUGAAGCCCCAGAAGAUGCGAGGCAUCGAGUCUCAGGCCAUGCUGCUGUGCGCCUCCGCUGAAGGGGAGCCCAGGAGGGUGGAGCCUCUGGACCCCCCAGAGGGGUCGUCUCCGGGGGAGCGCGUCUUCGUGGAGGGGUACGAGACGGGCAAGCCGGACGACAGGCUCAACCCCAAGAAGAAGGUGUGGGAGAAAGUCCAGGCCGACCUGAAGAUCUCCUCCGGCUGCGUGGCUCAGUGGAAAGACCGGCAGCUGAUGACGAAGCUCGGCCCGAUCACGUGUCAGAGCCUCAGAGGAGGAACCGUCAGCUAGACGCGGCGCCGCCCGCCGCCUGGAGCGCUCUGGUCCAAGAAACGGCCUCGCGCCACCUGGAGGUGUUUCCUGGAGGACUUUGGGGACAUUGACGCCAGACGUCUCGGACGCUUUUGGACAAAUUCUGCCGUCUUAAAUUUUAUUCUUGAGUAUGUACGACGCUAAGAUUCAUUACUGUUUCUUUAAAAAAAUCCUGGUUUCCAUUUGGUGUGCACACACUUAAAUAUACGAAUACAAUACUAGAUGUCCUGUCACUCUGGAUAAUGAAGGGUUGGGGUUACUCCAUCACACGUCCCGCUACUGGAUGCUCAAUCCUGGAAGGAGCUGAUGAGGAACCUCGGGUGUUUGAAAAGGGACUUAAUGUUACGUUGCUUUAUACGGGUUAAAAUGGCAAAUCCACAAAACCUGAUGAAUAAAAACAUGUUUUAUGGGUUUCAGGCUGCAGAUGCAUAUAUUUAGAUGAUCAAUAUGCCAAAGGACGGCUGCUUUGAGAGGGGAACUGUAUGGAAAGCAAUAUCUGGUACAUUAAAUGAUGAAUCAGCUUUA